GGCCUGGCAGAGCAGGCGGGCCGGGCCGCGCCGAGCGCCAUGGAGGGCGGUGGCGGGCGGCGGGUGCUGGUGGUGGGCGCGGGGCUGGCGGGGCUGGGGGCGGCGCAGCGGCUCCGCGGGCCCGGCUCCCUCCGCCUGCUGGAGGCCGCGCCCCGCGCCGGGGGCCGCGUCUGCACCCGCCCCUUCGCAUCGGGGCUGGCAGAGAUGGGGGCGCACUGGAUCCACGGCCCCUCGCCGGGGAACCCUGUCUUCCGCCUGGCCAUGGACUACGGCCUGUUGGGCCCCGAGGCCGCCCGAGAGGAGAACCAGCAGGCGGAGGCAGGGGGACACCCCCCGCUGCCCUCAGUCACCUAUGGCAGCUCGGGGAGGGUGCUGAGCUCCCGGGCCGUGAGGGAAGCCCGCGACCUCUUUGAGACCCUCCUGGCCUCCACCCGGGCUUUUCGGGGGGCCAAGGAGCUCCCGGCACCCAGUGUGGGACAGUACCUGCGGGAGGAGAUUGCUCGGAGGGUCCCCGUUUUGGGGGGCGGUGAGGAAGAAGCUCGGCAGCUCCAGCUGGCUGUCCUCGCUGCCUGCUUCAAGCUGGAGUGUUGCAUCAGCGGGACUCACAGCAUGGACCUGGUGGCCCUGGAGCCCUUCGGGGAGUAUGUCUCCCUGCCCGGCCUUGAUUGCACCUUCCCGGGCGGCUACAGCAGCCUGCCCGAUCGCGUGCUCUCGUCUCUGCCGGAGGGCACAGUGCUGCUCAACAAGGCGGUGAGGACCAUCCAGUGGAGAGGGUCCUUCCAUGAGGAAGGGGACCAGGCCAGGGAUUUCCCCGUCCGAGUGGAGUGCGAAGAUGGAGAUACCUUCCUCGCCGAUCACGUCAUUGUCACUGUCCCGCUGGGUUUCCUCAAGGAACGCCACCAGGACUUCUUCCAGCCUCCCCUGCCGCAGCAGAAAGCAGAGGCCAUUCGCCGCCUGGGUUUCGGCACCAACAACAAGAUCUUUUUGGAGUUUGAGCGGCCUUUUUGGGAACCCCAGCAGCAGCUCCUGGAAGUGGUGUGGGAGGACGAGUCACCCCUCAAGGAACCCAACACUGAUCUGGAGGCCAACUGGUUCAAGAAGCUCAUUGGUUUCGUGGUCCUCCAGCCACCUGAGCAGCAUGGGCACGUCCUCUGCGGCUUCAUCGCAGGGAAGGAGUCGGAGUACAUGGAGACGCUGAGCGACGCGGAGGUUCUCAACACCAUGACGCACGUCCUCCGCACGCUGACAGGUACCGCCGCCUCCUCCACCUUCACCACCCCAACAUCCCUGGGGAAACGUGCACCUGGAUUUCUGGAUCCCCCCCAAAAUCUGUACCUGCAGGGAACCCGCACCUGCCCGCUCCCAGGAGUGUGCUCAGGUCCCGGUGGCACAGCGCUCCCUACACCCGGGGCUCCUACAGCUACGUGGCCGUCGGCAGCUCCGGGGAUGACAUCGAUGUGCUCGCUCAGCCCCUGCCCGAGGACCCCAAGGACCCCAGGCCUCUGCAGCUCCUCUUCGCCGGCGAGGCCACCCACCGCACCUUCUACUCCACCACCCACGGGGCCCUGCUGGCGGGCUGGCGGGAGGCUGAGCGGCUCAACCGGCUCUCGGAAGCACCUGGCCCUGCUCCUCAGCUCUGAGGCGGCAAAAUAAAACCCGUUGCUGCC
Messenger RNA from Columba livia (rock pigeon), 1667 nucleotides. RefSeq names its product polyamine oxidase (gene PAOX). Gene Ontology annotation, molecular function: polyamine oxidase activity. The record is from RefSeq and is a predicted model, not a curated record. Bases 40 to 1653 code for a protein of 537 amino acids. Lineage: Eukaryota; Metazoa; Chordata; Aves; Columbiformes; Columbidae. The transcript is spliced from 6 exons.